Mesorhabditis belari is the source of this 285-nucleotide messenger RNA. Lineage: Eukaryota; Metazoa; Nematoda; Chromadorea; Rhabditida; Rhabditidae. The record is from the annotation of a GenBank genome assembly.
AUGCCUGGACAUUAUGAUUUUGGGAUCUACGCUCGAUGCAACUUCCGAGCAGCAUUGGGUGGAAAGGAGACUACAGAAAUUCGAACUGAUGUCAAAUUCUCCGAGAUGAGCGUCCUAUUCACCGUCGAUGGGAGCGCCGUGAAACCGGUGGUCGUCACGCACAACAAUGAGGGAGAGAGAAAUCCAUUUGGACCCACUUAUUGCUACGGAAUACCUGGAUUGAUUGUUGAGGUAAUGGAGACAAGUGGUCACAUCGCUGCGUUGACUCUUUACGAGGCGACACUU